Messenger RNA from Thyridium curvatum, 1827 nucleotides. RefSeq lists its product as uncharacterized. The transcript has 4 exons. Gene Ontology annotation, cellular component: membrane. Gene Ontology annotation, molecular function: transmembrane transporter activity. Bases 1 to 1827 code for a protein of 608 amino acids. Gene Ontology annotation, biological process: transmembrane transport. Lineage: Eukaryota; Fungi; Ascomycota; Sordariomycetes; Thyridiales; Thyridiaceae. The record is from RefSeq and is a predicted model, not a curated record.
AUGGCUGCGGCCCCAGAGAACACCAACGCCGAGAUCCGGCAGGACGAGUCCACCGGUCAGGCCAACUUUGACAAGAACAGCGUCAAGAUGUACGAGCACGCACACCCCGGGCACGAGGAUGAUGCCUCGUCCAUCAGGUCGGAAGCCCUGGGAGACAACCUGCCGCCUGGAUACUUUACUUCCUUCCGCUUCAUCUGUGCCGUAGCGGGCUUCUGCCUCUCGGCCAUUUCUGCCUACAUCUUCCUGCUCAUGCCCACCAAUGUGCUGACAUAUAUCAAUGCGGAUAUUGGCCCGAGCAAUUACCUGUCAUGGGUGAACAUUGCCCGUACCCUCGCCCUGUCCUUCACCUACACCAUUCUCGGCCGUCUGUCCGAUCUGUUCGGACGUCGCUGGUUCUUCAUCGGCGGCAAUGCCGUCGCCCUCAUCGGCAUCAUCGUCUGUGCUGUGGCCCAGAACAUCGACACCCUCAUCGUCGGCAGCGCCAUCUACGGCCUCGGCGAGACCGUCCAGCUGUCCUUCAACGUCGCCCUCGGCGAGCUUGUCCCCAACAAGUACCGUGGCAUGGUCAACUCGUUCAUCUUCCUGACCAACGCCCCCUUCGCCACCUUUGGCCCCAUCAUGGCCCGCAAGAUGAUGUCCCACCCGGGCAUGGGCUGGCGCUGGACCUACUACAUCAACAUCAUCACCGUCGCCCUCGCCAUCGUCCUGCUCUUCUUCGGCUACCACCCGCCCACCUUUGAGCUGCUCCACGAGCGCAAGACCAAGCGGCAGCUCAUGAAGCAGCUCGACUACGUCGGCAUCUUCCUCUGGAUCGCCGGCCUGACCCUGGCCCUCAUGGGCGUCUCCUGGGGCGGAGUCAUCUACCCCUGGAAGUCGGCCGCCGUCAUCUCCUCGCUGGUCAUCGGCUGCGUUCUCCUGAUCAUCCUCUUUGUCUACGAGACCUACGUGGACCUCGCCUACCCUGCCAUCCCGGUGCAGUUCUUCCGCAACCGCGGCUUCAUGAGCUUGGUCAUUUGCGCCACUGUCGCCAGUAUGUUCUACUACUCGGCCGUGCUCCUGUGGCCCCAGCAGAUCCAGGCCCUCUUCACCAAGGACAUCACCUACGCCGGCUGGCUGUCGUGCACCGUCGGCGGCGCCGUCGCGCUGGGCCAGAUCCUGGCCGGCGCGCUGAUCAAGUACAAGUGGGCCGGCAACGACCGGUACUGGAUCAUCUUCUCGGCCUGCGGCAUGGUCGGCUUCGUCGGCGCCCUGGCCGCGCUGACGCCCGAGAAGAAGGGCCUGGGCAUCGCCCUGACCCUCCUGGGCCCCUUCUUCGUCGGCGUCAUCGAGCUGCUCGCCCUGACCCUGGCGCCGCUCUACUGCAAGCCUUCCGACAUCGGCCUGGCCGCCGGCCUGCUCGCCUCGAUCCGCUCGGCGGGCGGCUCCAUCGCCGUCACCGUCUACUCGACCAUCCUCAACAACCGGCUCGGCACGACCCUGCCCGCCGCCAUCGCGCCGCUGGCCCAGGCCGAGGGCGUCGCCGCGGACAAGAUCCCGGCCAUCGUGGCGGCGGCCAAGACGGGCAAGCUGGCGACCUUCCCGGGCAUCAGCGACGCGCUCAAGGCCGCCAUCACGGCCGCCAUGCCCAUGGCCUACUCCAAGGCCUUCCAGACCGUCUACCUCGCGUCCCUGGGCUUCGGCGGCCUCGCCCUUGCGGGCGCCCUGCUGGCCAAGGACUCGCGCAAGUACCUCACCGACACGGUGCAGCGCCGCAUGCACAACACGGGCGCCGAGGGCCACCCGGGCCACAACCCGGCCCAGAGCAAGGCCGCCGAGGCGGGUGCGUAG